AUGGAACAAAAUUUACAACAAACAGGUGUUCGUGUGUACACAUUUGUUGAUGAAGCUGAACAGCCAAGUACAAAGUGGUGGCACAAAUUUUGCUUACGCUGCCAUGAAAGAGACUCAACACCGUCUUGGCAACCGUCGUGGUGGGCGAGGACGUUUCCUUUUCCAUUGUUCCCUACAUAUAGACAAUCAGCUCAGCGACUAUGCAUAUUAAUGUUUUUCUUUCUCAUCUGGGGUAUAGCAUACGUGGAACUUGGGGAUGCCGUUGCAGCAAACGGGGAGCUGCUUAGUAUGACGAUUCUUGUCAUUUCCGCGUACCUUAUUGGCUGGUUGUGGUUGAAAAUCACCACGCUUCCGGCGCUCAUUGCGAUGCUGGUCACGGGAAUAGCGUUUCAGAACCUCAACUUAGUACAUAUGACUAAUGAGUACAGGAAACUGAAUCAAGAUCUUAGGAAAGUAGCUUUAGUAAUUAUACUUAUGAGAGCGGGUUUGGGCCUGAACGCCAACAUAUUAAAGAAGCAUUACGUGGCAGUACUACAAUUGGGGUUGAUACCCUGGUUAGUUGAGAACUUCGCUAUAGCCAUUCUGUCCCAUUAUCUUCUCGGCUUACCAUGGAUGUGGAGCUUCCUCCUAGGCUCGAUGAUAGCAUCCGUUUCACCGGCGGUUGUUGUGCCCUGUCUAUUCAGACUGCGCGAUGCGGGCUACGGAGUGGCCAAAGGCAUUCCCACACUACUGCUCGCAGCUGCGGCGAUUGACGACUCGAUCAGUGUGGCCGUGUUCGCCAUAAUUUUGAACGCCCUGUUCUCUACAGGCUCUGCCACUUACAACAUUAUUGUGGGACCUCUAUCAAUCAUAGCUGGCAUUGGAUUUGGAGCUCUGUGGGGAACUAUAGCGUCAAUUAUUCCAGAAAAGGGAGAUACAUAUGUAGUGCCCUUGAGAUUCCUAUUUUUAUUCUUUGGAGGCUUAUUUGCGCUUUUUAUUUCUAGUUUAAUUGGCUGGAGUGGUGCAGGACCUCUAGCGAUCGUGUCUUCAGGGUUCACAGCUGCAUACUUUUGGGAGAAACAAGGCUGGGUCGUUAACAAAAACCCUGUCAGUAAUAUCUUCAGAAUUUUGUGGAUAUUCUUUGAGCCGAUACUAUUCGCGUUUACGGGUGCCCAAAUUACGAUUAGCGCGUUGGAUCCUGACAUUAUAAAAAUGGGCGCGAUAUGUUUGAUAGCAUGUUUGUUAAUACGCAUGGUAGCCACAUUCUUGGUGAGCUUCGGAUGUGGACUGAACAAUAAAGAGAAACUCUUUAUUGGUGUCACGUGGUUGGCUAAGGCUACGGUACAGGCGGCUUUAGGGCCAGCCGCAUUAGACCUAGUUAAUAAUGGGCAAACCACUGGCUUGCCACCACUCGACGAAGAAAAAUUCGCCAAAACUAUUCUGGCCAUGAGUGUACUUAGUGUGGUGCUGUCAGCACCGUUAGGCGCAAUACUUAUUGUAAUCACGGGACCAAGACUAUUGAGUCGGACACCUGCUUCUAAAACUCCGAAUGAAGUCGAACCUAACACAACAUCGAUUGCACUG
This is a messenger RNA of Iphiclides podalirius (scarce swallowtail), 1563 nucleotides long. The record is from the annotation of a GenBank genome assembly. NCBI's taxonomy places the organism in Eukaryota, Metazoa, Arthropoda, Insecta, Lepidoptera, Papilionidae.